Rotaria sp. Silwood1 is the source of this 570-nucleotide messenger RNA. The record is from the annotation of a GenBank genome assembly. Lineage: Eukaryota; Metazoa; Rotifera; Eurotatoria; Philodinida; Philodinidae.
AUGACUAAAGCAGUCGGACGAGCAAUGGAUGCUAUUCAACAAUUAUUACAGCAAAAAAACAUAGUUGUACGAGAAGAAUUUGUCAUUGGUGGUGUUUCGAAACGUGGAUGGACAACAUAUUUGGAUCAAAAUAGCAAAACAAAAAUUUUUCAAGUUCAAGGUGCUGAUGACGAAUUUUUUCUACUUGAUAAUGCAGAUUUCUUCUGGAACGAUUUACAAGUAGCUGCUGAUGAAUCUUAUCUGAGACGUGAUUUUCGACAAGCAAAACGUGAUCAAACUUAUGCGAACGUUGUUGCUAAUCCUAUUAUAUGGACAAAUACAACUGGGCAAUUUGGCUCAACUGUUUCCUAUUCACUUAUAGUUCCUAUCCCAACCGGUGGUUAUUGGACUGCUGCUCUUCUUCAAGCUUCAUUCUCUGGACUUGAAGGUACAACAUUGACUUUGACAACAGAAACUCUCAUUUUACAAAACACUUAUCCAGCUAAAGAGUGUUAUGAUCAAGAAUGCUAUGGUCGACUCGUACAGUUUAAUGUGCAAACGUUUAAAAUAGACAUAUGUUUUAUGAGAUAG